GUCACGAAACGAAUGUCACAAACGUCACAAAGAAGAACAAGAAAUUCCUACCAGAUUUUUUUAGAGAAAAUAGAAUUAAGAAUUCCUUUUAGAAUUAAAAAUAGUGUUAUUACGAAACAAGGCUUAUGAAUUCUAAUGCUUUAUGCCGGUGCUGCCUGGCGCGGCCGCCGGACAAGGACCUCAAGUCAAUGUACACACGGCUCGGAAAAUCUGAAGUUUAUGGAGAUAUGCUCAAGGAAUGUUUCGAAAUUCAUUUCUCUCUAGAGGGUUGCGACAGUGACAAUGGCAUCUGCGAGGUGUGUGUGUCUCGGCUGCGCGACUCUUGGGACUUCAAGUGCCAGGUGCUGCAGUGUCAGGAGGAGCUCCGGCUGAAGCUGCUGGAGAUUGUGGAUCAGAAGGGUCAACUGCCCAAAAUCAAGGAAGAAUACUCAGAUGCUGAGGAUAAUGGCCUUUAUUACUUAGAACCAAAGGAGGAGUUGUCGGACUUCGAGGAUAUGAAGGAGAAGGACAAGUUAGCAGAGAUGCUCGGCCUGGACGAUGUGCCACUCAAGAGAAGAGUGAAGAAGAGAUCCAGCAAGAAACGACUGCUUCUUGACAAGAAGAGUGAUCGCAAAUCGAAGAAUCUCAUCAAACCGAUCAAGCUGUCUCUCCGUACUUUGUCACAGAUCGAAAAACUGACCCCCACCAUACGAUUCAUAAGUGACAAUCAGAAGCAUAGUAACAAUGUUCAAAAUCUUCUGAAAUACUCCAAUUGUACCCCCUUCUCCAACAAAACCUUAGCCGGCAUAGUUUGUGCUUACUGCAAAGAGACUUAUCCCACUCCUGAACAAUUGAGACUUCAUGCCAGUGAUGUGCAUAAAAAGGAAGAUUUAAACUUCAACAAACGUUUAGACAAAAGCAAUUUAUCAAUAAAAAUGGACAUAAACGACUUAAAAUGUACGCUGUGUGAGAAAAACUUUGAUGUGAUAUCAAAUCUUAAAAAGCAUUUAACAAAAGACCACGAUAUAAAGUUCUAUCCAGACAUAAAUGACUAUAUAAUGGAAUUCAAAUUGACGAGCACAGAAAUUUUAAACUGUGCACUAUGCAAUUCAACAUUUGAAACGUUCAAAAUGCUUUUACAACACAUGAACGGACAUUAUAGGAACUACAUUUGCGAUGUCUGCGAUUUGGGAUUCAUAAACAAGCACAGAUUAAAGAAUCACCAACGGACACACGAGACGGGGAGUUUUAAAUGUGCGUUUUGCGAAAAAGUCUUUACGACACGAGUGAGGAAAGUGUGCCAUGAGAAAUACACGCACAACACCAAUGCUAGAUACACAACAAAUUGUCCUCACUGCGACCAAUCCUUCACGAGUUACUACCAACGGAAUAGGCAUAUGUUUAAAGAACACAACAUAGCAGCUGCUACGUACAAAUGCAACAUUUGUGACAAAUCAUUCAUACUGAAAUCUAAAUUAACAUCACAUAUAAAGAAAGUGCACUUAAUGGAACGUAAUCACAUAUGUGCGGAGUGCGGUCAGGGUUUCUUCAUCAAGCAAUCUCUAGACGAACAUAUGAUAAAACAUAACGGUGAAAGAGUGUUUAAGUGUACAGUGUGUAAUAAGGCUUAUGCUAGGAAAAAGACUCUAAGGGAACAUAUGCGUAUACAUAACAACGACCGUCGGUUCAAAUGUGGUGCGUGCGGUCUUGCGUUCGUACAAAAGUGCAGUUUAAAAAGUCAUAUGUUGUCUAACCAUGGGCUAACUCUCGCUGAGUAUGAGAACGCUAAGAGUGAGUUGCAUAGCCCUUGAAACGCUAACUUAGCACUGCUAUUUAUGUUGUAACUCUCAAGAACUAACUUAGCACUGUUAUAGGUAAUGGCACACCCUUCAAAAUGUUAAUUUUUUUGAUUAGCUUUGAAACGCUAACUCAGCGCUUCUGAAAGAUACAUAUAGAUAUGUUUAAAAACAACAUCUUUGCAACAUUUGUUAUUGAUCAUUCAUAAUGAAAUCUAAAUUAACAUCACAUAUAAAAAAGUGCACUUAAUGGAACAUAAUCACAAAAUAUCUGCUGAGUGUGGUCAAGGAUUCUUUAUCAAGCAAUCUCUAGACAAUUAAAAAUAUCGGUGAAACAGUUUUUAAAUGUAAUUUGUGUAAUAAAGCUUAUGCUAGGAAAAAGAGUCAUAUGCUCUCUAACCAUGGGCUCACUCUUACUGACUAUGAGAACGCUAAGAGUGAGUUGCAUAGCCUUUAAAACUCUAACUUACGACUGCUAAAAUUUAUGUCAUUAUCCCUUAAAACGGUAAAUUAGCGCUGCUAAAAUUUAUGGCAUUAUCCCUUAAAACGGUAAUUUAGCACUGCUAAAAUUGAUGGCAUACUCUAAAACGGUAAUUUUGCAUGGCUAAAAUUGACGGCAUAUCCCUUAAUACUUAAAUCCAUAUUAUUAUUUUUAUCUAAAAGAUGGCUGAAAGUUUAUUAGUACAUUCACAUCAUGUAGACACACAAAUUUAUAGGUAUAAUGUUAACAAAAUAUGUACACAAUAGUGUAAAUAAUUAAUUAAUUAUAUUAUUGUUAAAAAACAAUGUCACAAAAAUUGCUGUUGUCAAUAAUAAACAAGAUUUAUUUUUUAUAAUUUUUUUCCCAGUAGGUACACAUAGAUAAGAUAUAUCUAUGCUAGUCUCAGACUAAUUACAUAAGGAACUGCCUGGCUAGUCGUUAAUUUCUGUCAAAGUAUAUGAUCAACGAUAUAAUGCGACUAUAAAAUCUGUCUCUAUAGAAUCGAUGUUUCAUAAUUGUAAUCGUGUUCGCCGGUUAAAGAGCUCCGUAAAAAUAUCUUUUUGGUGGCCUCCCUUAAAUAUACCUUAUGUAAUUAGUCUGAGAUACCUACUCUGCGUCAAAGUCCAUGGCUUAAAGUUUGUAAGUACAUUCACAUCUUAUAAAAUUGAUAGAAAUAUUGUUAACAAAACAUGUACAUAAUAGUGUAAAUAGUAAAAUGAAAUUUUAGUUAAAAAAAAUGUCACAAAAAUCACGGUUGUUAACAAUAAACAAAAUGUCUUUUUUUUGUUACAUACAUACGAUAAUAGAUAUAUCUAUGUGAGUCUCAGACUAAUUACAUGAGGACCUGUCUCGCUAGACGUUACUUUUGUGUCAAAGUAAAUGAUCAACGAUCUAAUGCUAUUAUAAAAACUGUCUUGGAAUCGAUAUUUCACAGUUGUAGUAGUGUUUGUCGGUUAAAGAGAGUAAAAUACCUUUUUAUGUAGUUGAAAGGUGUAAAAAAGGUCAAAAACUUCCAGUUUAGUACUUAUUCUAAGCUAGAAGUUGUUGGCUUUUUUUAAACGGUAUACACCCAACGUAAGCUCAUGUUCCUAGAAAAAUAACGGACGAUUAGGUUCGUGAAUUUAAGUGUGUAAAAGUCCUUAUGUGAUUCGUCUAUGAUUCUUUUAACUAUAAAUCUAUGGCUAAAAAUUUGUAAGUACAUUCACAUCACAUAAAAAUGGUAGGUAUAUUGUUAACAAAACAUGUACAUAACAGUGUAAAUAAUAAAUUAUAUUAUUGUUAAAAAAAAAUUGUCACAAAAAUUACGGUUGUCAAUAAUAAACAAGAUUUAUUUUUUUAUUGUUUUAUAUUUUUUUUUGUUACGAGAAGAUAUAUCUAUGCGAGUACAGAUAAAAUGAAGUUUUAUACAAAUUUAUUUCACAGCAAUGAAAUAUUUAUCUAUAUUAUGUAAUCUCAGACCAAUUAUCUUCUAGACCUCACUAGAGCUUGCCCCUCUGUCAAAACUAUAUGAUCAUGAUCUAACGAUUUCAUACAAACUGCGUCUAUAGAAUCGAUGUUUCUUUGUGUUAAAAUUACACGUGCGAUACAUGUUCAAUAGACGGUAAUCGGUCUGAGAUCUCAUAAAUAAUGUAAAUUAAUUAAUAAUAUACUGUAAAUAAUAGGAAAAUGUAAAUAAAUACUAUACAUACUACAA
Molecule: messenger RNA, 3949 nt
Organism: Bicyclus anynana (squinting bush brown)
Lineage: Eukaryota; Metazoa; Arthropoda; Insecta; Lepidoptera; Nymphalidae
Product: gastrula zinc finger protein XlCGF26.1
Exons: 5
Coding region: 126-1790 (554 amino acids)
Biological process (GO): regulation of transcription by RNA polymerase II
Cellular component (GO): nucleus; chromosome
Molecular function (GO): zinc ion binding; DNA-binding transcription factor activity; chromatin insulator sequence binding
Source: RefSeq, a predicted model, not a curated record